GAUUUAAAUGGGGGUGGGGGCGACUGCGUGUUUCCGGAAGACGUGGCGGCUCUCUUCUGGGCUGCUUCCCGGCUUCAUUUCUCUCGACUCAGCUUCCCACCCUGGGCGUUCUGAGGUGCUGCGGCCGCUGGCCUCACCGCUGCAACCAUGAUCUCCUUAACAGAUACCCAAAAAAUUGGAAUGGGAUUAACAGGAUUUGGAGUGUUUUUCCUGUUCUUUGGAAUGAUUCUGUUUUUUGACAAAGCACUACUGGCUAUUGGAAAUGUUUUAUUUGUUGCUGGCUUGGCUUUUGUAAUUGGUUUAGAAAGAACAUUCAGAUUCUUCUUCCAAAAACAUAAAAUGAAAGCUACAGGAUUUUUCCUGGGUGGUGUAUUUGUAGUCCUUAUUGGUUGGCCUUUAAUAGGCAUGAUCUUCGAAAUUUAUGGAUUCUUUCUCUUGUUCAGGGGCUUCUUCCCUGUGGUUGUUGGCUUUAUUAGAAGAGUGCCAGUCCUUGGAUCCCUCUUGAACUUACCGGGAAUUAGAUCAUUUGUAGAUAAAGUUGGAGAAAGCAACAAUAUGGUAUAACAACAAGUGAAUUUGAAGACUCAUUUAAAAUAUUGUAUUAUUUAUAAAACCCUUUGAAGAAUAUUCAGCACAAACUUAAAUUACACGAAAUAGCUUGCAGUGUUCUUUACAGAAGUUUAAAUGUCUAGCCUACAAAGUACCAACAGCAAUUAGCGAAGAACCUGUGAAAAUAGGCUUCUGAUCAAGUGGUCUGAAAAAUCAGCAAGCAAACUGAGGGAGAUGAAAUCCCUGUUACAGUGCGGAUUGAAACUCUCGCAGGCUAUUUUUCUUGUCUUUCCAUGAUGCGCGAAACAGCCAUCCUUAGGAGACUGUGGUGCCUGUUACUUCUUUCUAAGGUUCAAGAGCAUCCCAAAGCAUUGGCUUUUAGAAAUACCCACUGUGAGAGCAAAGAUAUUCCCAGUUGCACUGUGUCUCUGAAGGUGACGCAUGAGCUGGAUGGGAUUAUGUCGCUUGGAUGUGUUCAACACGAGGAAAGCCCGUUUCCAUGUCACCAAUCACUUUUUGGUUUUGUAAACGUGAUUAAAAUAAAACUGUGUGGUUCUUCUGAAACUUACAUUUUAAAGCCAAGUGGAACUCUGAACUAGACAUUCUAGGUCAUCCUUAAGUAGCUUUUAGUUUCUAGCUGACGAAGCAAUUUUGCUCAGUGACACACUCCAGAAACACCCGUACUUCUUGGAAGUCCGUUCUGCACAUCUGUUUGUAUCGUUCAGUACGCGUAAGCGUUUGACAGAAGCAUCCUUGACCCAGCAGUCACCUGUUACAUAAUCCAGUUUCUUUGAAUGGUCUUUUAUUUAAAAUACUAAAUGAUGCAUAUCAAGUGGGUUUUUCCUUCAUGAUGUAGUUUUUCCUUAUGUUUUCAUUUUUAAAUUCAGGAGAGGUUUAUUACUUUUUUAUAAAUGAAAAUAACUUUUGGCAAUGUGUAAGACAUGUAACAUGUUACAAAACUAAACCUGUAACUUAUUUUAGGGCUGUUCACUUAAUGAGCUUUUGUAACACAAAAGUCAAAGUAUGUGACAUACGCUUCCCGUAAUUACUCUUGACCUUGCAUUAGAGGAGAAAACACCUGAGUUUAUGCGCUGACGUUAUUUUACCAUAAUUAAACUGGCUAUGGUUUCUCAAAAACAUGUUUUCUUUUUUCUUCCUGCCAUUGCUAAUCGACAGACAAUAAGAAACAGCAAUUAUUUCCUUUUCUAAGGUGGCAGCUUUGGUUGUAGACAUAGAAACACAUUUCAGUAUCCACAGUACUAUUUGUUUUAUGACUAAUGAUUGUGCUGUUUAUUUUUUUGACACUGGGCAAAGCUUCUUACUACAUAAAAGCAUAAUUGAAAUUUGUGAUAUUUAUUUACAAACGUCUACAAAAUAGAUAAGUGCUUCUUUUUCCUUAGUUGUAUCUCUGAAUGCACAAAGAACUCCCAAUCUUGCUCGUCUACAAAAGGAAAGCCUUGGUAUAUAGUGUAAUGGUUCAGCCUUGUGGGUUACUGUUGUACUUGGUACUUGCAUUUGACUUUAUGGUGUAAUCUGUGAAAAUGGGACAAACGGAGACUCCUACCUCAAUAGUUCACGAAAUAAGAGACCUAGUGUUGUGUCUGAUGUUCUUCAAAAAAAUCAUAUCCUCACUUGGAGAGUGUCAAAUAUAUAUUCUUUGAGAACUGACUUAUAUAAGGUGCCCUGUAGGACUCUUACACAUUUUUGACUGACCCAUAUUAGUUCCAGUGGCUAGAUAGUCCUCCCUUUUUAGAACAAGAACAGCCUCUGUUAGUGUAAGGAACAUCUGUAUCAUUUAACUCCUUUGUAGACAUGAAUUUCUAUCAAAAUGUUCUUUGCACUGGUAACAGAUCCCUUUUUCAGCAGUCUUAUUUCAGAAAGUGUUAUUGGACUUGAAAAGAUUUGUAAUCUCUGAGUCCUUAGGUUGAGGGGCUGGAGCAGUUUUCAGUUUCUAAUGAAGGUGCAGUUAAUACCGAUGUGAGUGUGGGACUGCCUGGCAGCGUGUAUUUCUUACUCAGAACCUUGGUGAGGCUCUAUUUUUAAACAUAUUAGCCUUGUAACAAGCCCUGUGUUACUGUUCAUUCCCUUCCAAAUUCAGCCUUCUGUCUGUGAUGAAGAUACUUUGGUUUGUUGUUUCUUUUCUGUAGAGAUGGAAGAAAAGGUCUAAUACUACAUAGCCUUAAGUGUUUCUGUCAUUGUUCAAAUGUAUUUUCUGUAACAGAAACAUAUUUAGAAUGUCUGUCUUUCCCCCUUACAAAUUCUAAUUCAUGGUAUACAGUUGCUUUUAAAAGUCUCAGUCAGAUUAUAUAAUCUAACAAUGGAAUAUUGUAAAUGCACUUGUCUUACCUCUCAGUAAAGGAUACUUUUCUAUUAAUUGGUGGCCAAGUGUGUCUUUAUUCUGAAAUCCUGGUUUAAUUUAGCACUGCAGAAAAACCCACCUCGUUUCCUAAAAACUAGUUAAUUAUGCAAUUUUUUUCAUGUCUACCAAAUGAUCUUAACAUCUUAUUUCUAUAUUUUUAAUGUUGUAUACACAGAUAGUCUUCAAGUAAGUAAAAGUACUCUUAAAUUUGAAAAGUAUUUAAAAAUUUAAAAAAAAAAUGCCACUGGCCUUGGGCAGUAUAUUAUUUAAGAAAGUCUGACUUAGCAGAGUUAAGCAGCCCAGGCCUGUAAUCCCAGGCUGAGGCAGGAGGAUCACAAAUUUAAGCCCAGCCUGGGCAAUUUAGAGAUCUAGUAAGAUUCUGUUUCAAGCACAUGGAAGGAGGGGAGAAUAUACUUCAUACAAAGACCUAGGUUCAAUCUCCAGUACUGCAAAGAAAGAUUAAGGUCUAAGGUCUGCAAGCAUUUGGUUUUUCAGCAGAUUUUCUAAGUAUCCUGAGAACUGAAAGUCCUGCCCUGCCUGAGGGGCCCAGGAGAACAAGCGGUGGCAUCUAUCCAAGGAGAAUUUGUAACUGUAACUUGACUUGUGAAGUCUUAGCCUCAUUUCCAGGUAACUCAGCCUAAGGCUGGGGAGAUGCCUCUAGCACAGCGCCCGCUUGGCAAGCACAGGGUCCUCAGUUCGAUUCCCCGUACCAAAAAAAAAAAAAAA
This is a messenger RNA of Chinchilla lanigera (long-tailed chinchilla), 3634 nucleotides long. It is a transcript of the gene Golt1b, whose product is annotated as golgi transport 1B. The record is from RefSeq and is a predicted model, not a curated record. Lineage: Eukaryota; Metazoa; Chordata; Mammalia; Rodentia; Chinchillidae. Gene Ontology annotation, cellular component: endoplasmic reticulum; membrane. Bases 148 to 564 code for a protein of 138 amino acids. The transcript has 5 exons. Gene Ontology annotation, biological process: retrograde transport, endosome to Golgi; endoplasmic reticulum to Golgi vesicle-mediated transport.